This is a messenger RNA of Etheostoma spectabile (orangethroat darter), 4926 nucleotides long. RefSeq names its product Krueppel-like factor 9. The coding region runs from base 283 to 1020 and encodes 245 amino acids. The transcript has 2 exons. Gene Ontology annotation, biological process: regulation of transcription by RNA polymerase II. The record is from RefSeq and is a predicted model, not a curated record. Gene Ontology annotation, molecular function: DNA-binding transcription factor activity, RNA polymerase II-specific; RNA polymerase II cis-regulatory region sequence-specific DNA binding. Lineage: Eukaryota; Metazoa; Chordata; Actinopteri; Perciformes; Percidae.
AUGAACCGUCAGAUGGUGAGAGGCACGCAUGUUGAGCCGAAGGUAUUGGCACGGUUUUAGAAUAUUAUUAUUCUCAAUUGUGCCUUUUCUUUGAUGAACUUAUACUAUUUCAAACUAUUGAUACGCUAUAUGGCGGUAACAAGGCUGAGUUGGAAACGGUUGGUUCGUCGAGUUUGGUAAAAAACGAGGUCAGGCUCAGACUAACGUUAAGUUAGCCCCUCCUGGUGGAUUUUGUUCCGUUAUUUUUUUCUAGAUAAAGACCACAAAACAAGGCAGAUAACAAUGUCGUUGACUGCUUCGUCUGAUUAUUUCGCUGCCGAGUGUCUGGUAUCGAUUUCCAGCGGUCCGGUGCUGCACAGACCCACCCCAGUCGCCCCUGCCACUCAGUCGGCGACUGUGGGCCUGCUCCCUGGAGACCCCGACGGGUCGAGUGAGGACAGGGAAGUGCGGGAGACACUGAGGCUGGAGGGGGCGAACAUGAUGGCGGUGGCCGGUAUCCUCACCGACCUGCACGGCAAGUUCCGCCCCAUGUCUGCCUAUUCGGAAAGCAGCAACUCCUCGUGUGGUGGAGAGAGCGGUUACACCACGUUGUCCGACCCGACCACCCCUACCAUGACCCCCUCCGCCACCCCGGUGCCCGGACAGCAGCUAAGGGGAGGAGGAGGCGUGGGGGCCCCGCGGUCCCCGGUGAAGCGACAUCAGUGCACUUUUGACGGAUGCGACAGAGUUUACGGGAAAUCGUCCCACCUGAAGGCACACAUCCGGACACACACAGGUGAGAGGCCCUUCCCAUGCACUUGGCCUGACUGUGAGAAGAAGUUUGCCCGCUCUGAUGAGCUCGCCCGCCACACCCGCACCCACACAGGGGAAAAGCGCUUCCUGUGUCCACUGUGCGAUAAGCGCUUCAUGCGCAGCGACCACCUGAUCAAGCACGCCCGCCGCCAUCCUGACUUCCAGCCCUCAAUGUUGGGCCGCUACAAGGGCACAUCCUCCACUCCCAGCUCAGCCGCGCACCAUUAAGAUGGUUUGGGUUGGGGGUUUCCUGGCAGGAGCACAGAAGGUCACAGUGGUUUCAAGUUAACCAGCUACAGUCAGAUCCAAUAAUUAGGAUUUAGCAUUGCUGUGUUAUACUCCAAAAUGUGCACGUAAUAACACAUACAUACAAACAACACAGCCCACACAAAGCUGGAUGUGAGGGGGGGGGGAGCAGCUUCAUCCCUCCAUCAACACAGAUGAGUCGUGACCACUAUCCACCUGCUCAACAAAACUAGGGUUGGGUAUAGAGAACGCUCCAAAUCUAUCUAAGUGGGGAUUGGUUAAGAAAUGUGCUUUUCGAUUCCAUUUAUCGUUUCCUGAAAGCAAAGUUUGAACCUACUGCACUUCAUCUUACAUUGCCAGUUACGCAUGUAUCGAAGUACGUGUAUAGUGUUUACAAUAUGACGAACUGGAGCUAGGUUUCAAAAGUUUAGCUAUGCUUCACAGAAGACAGUAAUGAUGCGGUGAAAUGUAAUCACUGUGUGAAAAUGAAUACAUGCAAGGAAAGAAAAUCUGUCUCAUAUGACAACACAUUUACUACAGAAUCUAAAAAUGCAUUUUUUUAUGUCCUGUAUCAUGACAUAGUGCCAUUAAAUUACCCUUUUUAUAGUUCAAAUAACCGGAUAGGAAUGUCUGUUUUUGGUUAGUCCACUCAAUUAAAUACAGGGCUAAGCAAGGUACUUCAUCACAUUGAUGCAAAAUUCUGCAAAAUCAUUUAUGCCAUAAAACAGCCCCAGCGUUUAAUGCUUUUGAAAGCAUAAUCAAAUCUAAAACCAUACAACUUUUUGAUAGCAUAAGAGAGUGAUAUUUAUGGUUUUCUUUCGUUUUUAAUACAAAAAAAAAAUCUUUGGCGCAGCCUAAAGCUUGAAUAAAUGUGUUUUUUUACUUUCAACAUGCUUUGCUUUCUUUUAACUCAGGAUUCGAUUAGAAUGGGAAUCGUUAAGCAGAUUUGAAUGGAUAAAAUGAACCCAACCCUAAACAAUAACCUCAUUUCUCAAACACUUUAACAAAUUGCAGGGAUUUUUCACAUUUUCUGUAAACUGCACAUUCAUCAUCAGCCAAAACUCUCGUUUCUUGUGGUUUAUUUGUAGAUUGUUAUUGUGCUCUUCAGUACCAUUUAUUUACCAUGAGUAGCACAAAAUUGUGAUGUUUGGUAGCAAGGCAGUGACUAGAAGCCUUUAAGCUUUUUUUUAAAAAAAAAUUUAUAGCUUUGCUGACUCCAUAUAAGUUUUAGUGGUGACACAUUCCUUCAUUUUUAUUGCAUUGGUAACCAUCAUUGAAGCAAUUUUGUAAUGUUUUCUUUAUACCCAAUUUAACUAUAUAUCAAAUAUUGAUUUUGCCAGUAAGUGAAUCAAGCUUCACUGUAGAAGAGCUGUUUGCACGCCAUCCUUAAGUCUAGAUCAGUUAUCCCCCAUAAAUGCUGACACAUAAUACACAGUACUCGUAUUAUGUCUAAUACUGAUGCAAAUGUAUAUAAGCUUUUAAUGUAGAUAAAUGGUGAUGCUACUAGCUGCAGAAUUAAUAAAUGUGAUGAAUUUUAGUCCUUAUAUUAGGGGUAACAGUAUACUCUUGAUAGGUUGGCAUUGCCUAUGAGUGUCGGUGUGUAUGUGUUUUUAUUUACAUUUUUGUUAGCGACAGAACUUGGGAAAGUAUGCGAUAUCAAAAUAUUUUGAGAGGAAAAAUAGAUGGCAUGAGAGGAGCUUGACUUGCAGCCCGUUGCCUUCAAAGUUCACGGUUUGACUUUCAGCAGCAGAUAAACCAGGAGUCUUAAAUGUAAAUCCUACUACUACUCUGCUCCCAUUCAGAAAAUUCUUUGAUGGAUGUGCACAUUUUGACUUGUCAAGCAACAAACAGCGCAAGGUGCAACUAAUAUAAAUAAGUUAAUGAUGGCUCUUUUCUAUGGAGGUGGUGUCAUUGAACCAGCAGGCACUUGUAAAUGUUAUUUGUCAGACUUGGGUUUUGACAAGUCAAAAUGUCCACUGAUAAAGAAACAUUACUAUCUAUAAAUGCGGAUUUGUUAAACUGUUUAGUACAUUUAAGUCAACGGGCACCUAAAUAUUCCCAUAUGCCAAAAAAAUAAUCCUCAUGUAUUUAAAAAUAAAAUCUGAUAAAAUAACAUACCGGUACAUGAGCAAACCUCAAGAAAUUUAGAUAUUUCAAAUCUAUUUGAGUACAAACAGUAUCCAGGUCUGAUAAUCUUAAUGUUAUUUUUUAUGUUUCCACACUGUUUGUCCAGCUCAUGGACAUAUUCUUUAUCUCAGUGAACAACACUUAAAGCCUUAAACUAUGUCAUAUCUACUUUGCGCCAUGUUUACAGUUGAAUCAUUGUAUAGGUCUAUAUGCCCUCCUGUGGGCUCAUCACAGAUACUCAUUAUGCAAUAUGGCACUUUUUUCUUAUAGGUGUAUAUGGCUGAAUAGUGUAAUGGCUUGCACUGUAUAUGCUUCUACAAGCAAGCGCUGUGGAACUUGUUGAUGGUUUGUAAAACUGCCUUUUUGUCCAAGUGCUUUAGAAAGCGUGAUACAAGAAGUGGGUAGUUUUUUGUUCCUGGUCUUUUUUUCUUUUCUCUUUAUUUUAGUGUUGGCUUAGUCAUCCAGACCAUUUCUUGGUGUAGAAUUUGUAUUUUUUAUUUUUCUAAAUGGAACACGCGUCAUUGUUGUUUCCAGCUCUGUCAACUUUGUCUUCUUCCCACUAAGAUUACAGAUGUCUUCCUCAUUCAUAUGUCAAACCAUCUAUGUACCAAUUCGCUGUUGAUCUCAUUUUCGUAGGAGCUGCACUCAUGAAUGCGAUGCUUUGAAGUUUUUUACACAUUCCUUCUUCAGAGCUUUGAUCUGUUGACUGUUUUUGGUUUCUGCUGGCAGUAACCACGAACACAUGGACUGUUUAACAAAGGAACACACACAAUAUACUUGUAUUUUACAUGUACAAAUGGAAACAUUUACCUCUCACUGAUGGGCGUGACUUCUCACACUCUGUCCGGGUCUCAAAGUUCUAUCACAAUAAGAACACACUUAACUGAUUGUCUUUUAUCGUUGUCUUUACAAAAUCCAUCCAACCUGUCUUUCAGAAAGUCCCAUAAAGCCAUCAAGCCUUGGAGUUCAGAACUUGGUUAUCAGCUAGCUCGCCUGCUAUGCACCCUUGUCCUUAUCUUGUCUUUAUAUGCAACAUCACUACUACCUGUGUAGCAGCAGAAUUUCCUUUUCCAUGCCUCAAUGAACUGUUGUUAAUAGACCGUAGCAAAUGAAUCUCUGGGAUAAAUCCAGGCUCUGUCAUUAAAGCCCAGCAGUCGGUUUUGUUAUCAAGAGAAAGACUCACUGCUGCCUCAGGCAGAGGCUUAAAAGAGGUAUGAAAAUGUAAAGAAAAUGACAUGUAGACACACUUCACUGCAGAUUUCAAUUGAAAGAGCUCAGUCCAAAUCUAUUUGUUCAUAUCACUGAAUGUGGCUUGAUGACAGAUGAGGGUUAUCCACUUUGGAUUUAAUUUUUGCUGCCUCACUGACAAAGAAAACGCGACAAUUUCUCUUGUCACCACACUAAUUCAGAUAUGCACAUUGUACAGAAAUGGAUGUUUUUUAAAUUGAUGCCUAGUUUUUACAUUAAUGUAAUUUAAAAAAAACAAAUCAAGCUGUUUUGAUAUUUAUAUUCUCAGGUGUCUUACAUUUUGAGCAUUGGAGUUUCAAUCUUUCCUGUGCAACACCUCAGUACAAGCAUGUUUUUUCUUUUGUUAUGCUGAUUAAUUUAUUCCAAAAAAUAUCAUUUUGUGUGGUUGAAUUCAUUAUUCUUUUCAUAACAAAUUUUGUGACAUGGAACAGUCCUAUUAAAUGGUUAAAUGCUUCCAUUGUUUGACGUGAAAAUACCAGUGCUUUUUUUAAAGAAUAAAAAUCCUUAAAUUGA